GUGUCUCUGAACAAUACGAAGUAGAGAUUUUUCAUAGCCAGAGAUUCCGUCUUCUCCAUAGCGAUGGAGAGGACUCUCUUCCUUUCUCUUCUCAUCCCUUCUCUCCUCCUCUUACAGCAAUGUCUAGUCCAUGGAGAAUCCGACGUGGCAUCCGGGCAGAAAUCGGCCCGAGUCGACACGGGCAAACUCAGCAGAUCGAGUUUUCCGAAAGGGUUCAUCUUCGGCACGGCCACGUCAGCUUAUCAGGUGGAAGGAAUGGCGAAGAAAGAUGGAAGGGGGCCCAGCAUCUGGGACGCCUUUAUUAAAAAACCCGGUAUUGUUGCGAACAACGCUACGGGAGAUGUUUCGGUGGAUGAGUAUCACCGUUACAAAGAAGAUGUGGACAUCAUGUCCAAGCUCAACUUUGAUGCGUACCGGUUCUCAAUCUCAUGGUCCAGGAUUUUCCCAAAUGGAGUGGGAAAGGUAAAUUGGAAAGGGGUUGCUUAUUACAAUAGGUUGAUUGAUUAUUUGAUCCAAAAAGGCAUUACACCUUAUGCCAAUCUAUAUCAUUAUGAUCUUCCUGAAGUGCUUGAGAAGCAAUACAAAGGCUUGUUGAACAGAAAAGUUGUAAACGCAUAUGCGGAUUUUGCGGAUUUUUGUUUCAAGACAUACGGUGAUAGAGUGAAAAAUUGGAUGACAUUCAAUGAGCCGAGGGUGGUGGCUGCUCUUGGAUAUGACAAUGGUAUUUUCGCUCCUGGAAGGUGUUCCAAACCAUAUGGAAACUGCACAGAGGGAAAUUCUGGUACAGAGCCUUACAUCGUGGCCCAUCAUCUGAUUUUAUCUCAUGCAGCUGCAGUUCAAAGAUACCGUGAGAAGUAUCAGACAAAACAGAAAGGGAGAAUUGGGAUUCUGUUGGAUUUCGUUUGGUAUGAACCACUCACGAACUCGAAGCUAGACCAGCUAGCAGCUCAAAGGGCAAGGGAUUUCCAUGUUGGAUGGUUCCUUCACCCCAUUGUAUAUGGAGAGUACCCGAAAUCGAUGCAGGAGAUUGUGCAAGAGAGGCUUCCAAAAUUCAGCAAAGAAGAAGUGAAGAUGGUCAAAGGCUCCAUUGAUUAUGUGGGGAUUAACCAAUAUACAGCUUACUACAUGUUCGAUCCUCAUCAGGCGAAGCCGAAGGUCCCAGGCUAUCAGAAUGACUGGAAUGUUGGAUUCGCUUUUGAACGUCACGGCGUGCCCAUUGGACCAAGGGCCCACUCUUCUUGGCUGUACAUGGUCCCAUGGGGCAUGUACAAAGCUGUGACCUACAUAAAGGAACACUAUGGAAAUCCCACUGUCAUUCUAUCAGAAAAUGGCAUGGAUGACCCUGGCAAUGUCACACUUUCAGUAGGAUUGCAUGACACCACAAGAAUCCAUUUUUACAACAGCUAUCUGACUGAACUCAAGAAGGCGAUCGAUGAUGGAGCAAAUGUGAUUGGCUACUUUGCGUGGUCGCUGCUCGACAACUUCGAAUGGCUGUCUGGGUACACGUCGAGGUUCGGUCUGGUCUAUGUCGACUACCAUAACCUCAAGAGGUACCCAAAGAUGUCGGCGUACUGGUUCAGAGAAAUGCUCCGUCCAAUGAAGCAUUAAGAGCCGGCGCGGCCUGCUUUUCGGCUUCUUCUUCCUCUUCUUGAUCUUAGUUAUGUUAGUGUUAUGUUGGAAAACUCCCUACAUGAUGGAGAAUGAAUGGCUAAAGAUGGAGUGUUUUCA
Molecule: messenger RNA, 1728 nt
Organism: Magnolia sinica
Lineage: Eukaryota; Viridiplantae; Streptophyta; Magnoliopsida; Magnoliales; Magnoliaceae
Product: beta-glucosidase 44-like
Exons: 11
Coding region: 64-1608 (514 amino acids)
Biological process (GO): carbohydrate metabolic process
Molecular function (GO): beta-glucosidase activity
Source: RefSeq, a predicted model, not a curated record